Molecule: messenger RNA, 2045 nt
Organism: Setaria italica (foxtail millet)
Lineage: Eukaryota; Viridiplantae; Streptophyta; Magnoliopsida; Poales; Poaceae
Product: GDSL esterase/lipase At2g42990
Exons: 3
Coding region: 171-1043 (290 amino acids)
Molecular function (GO): hydrolase activity, acting on ester bonds
Source: RefSeq, a predicted model, not a curated record
GUACAGACGCGUAUAUAUGCACGGCACCUCCUUAUUCGUCUCGUCACAUACACACGAAACGCCAAAUCAUCGUCUUCUUCACUUGUUUGCAAGAGCUUGGGGCCUUUCUUUCCUCUGUUUCUUUUUUUUUAUCUCUGGGAGUGGUGGUGGUGGCCACCCGCCGGCAAGCAAUGUCAUCACUCCAGAGGUACUUGCCGUGGCUGAUCUUCUUCUUGCUUCACGGCGGGCGAGGAGCGGCGGCCGGGAAGGUGCCGGCAAUCAUCGUCUUCGGCGACUCGUCCGUUGAUACGGGCAACAACAACUUCAUCCCGACCAUCGCGCGGAGCAACUUCUGGCCUUACGGUCGCGACUACGCCAACGGCCUCCCCACGGGCCGCUUUUCCAACGGCCGCCUCGCCACCGACUUCAUCUCCGAGGCCUUCGGACUGCCGCCCUCAAUCCCCGCCUACCUCGACACAAACUGCUCCAUCGACCAGCUCGCCACCGGCGUCUCCUUCGCCUCCGCCGCCACGGGCCUCGACAAUGCCACCGCCGGCGUCCUGUCGGUGAUCACGCUGGACGAGCAGCUGGCCUACUUCAAGGAGUACACGGACCGCCUCAAGGUUGCCAAGGGCGAUGCGGCGGCGAAGGAGAUCAUCAGCGAGGCGCUCUACAUCUGGAGCAUCGGCACCAACGACUUCAUCGAGAACUACUACAACCUGCCGGAGCGGCGGAUGCAGUACACAGUGGGCGAGUACGAGGCCUACCUCCUCGGGCUCGCCGAGGCCGCCAUCCGCCGCGUGCACGCGGUCGGCGGCCGCAAGAUGGACUUCACGGGGCUCACGCCCAUGGGCUGCCUCCCCGCCGAGCGGAUCGGCAACCGCGGCGACCCCGGCGAGUGCAACGAGCAGUACAACGCUGUCGCAAGGACCUUCAACGCCAAGCUGCAGGACCUCGUCGCCAAGCUCAAUAAGGACCUCCGGGGGCUGCGGCUCGUCUUCGCCGACACGUACCAGCUCCUUGCCACCGUCGUCAGCAAGCCGGCCGACUACGGCGGUAGCUAGCUCGCUGCAUUCAUGUGCUGCCGUACGUCGUCUCCAUUAAUGGUGCUCUUCUCAGCUCCGGCCGCCAUGCAUGGGCGCCACAUGCCAUGCCUUGGCAACACGUCGCAGCGGCUGUAGAAUUCAACAGUGCCCUCGCCUCAUUACUGAAAGUUUCUCUGCACUUGCACACAGUUUUUCGGUUGACAUGUUCGUUGGAACUUGAAUUGAAUUAUGUUGCUACUCCCUUUGUUUAAAAUUAUAAAUCGCUCAUAAAUAUUUGUAUGCAUCUAGAAAAGUUAAAACAACCUACAAUUUGGGAUGAGGGAGUACAUAUAGUAAUAUGGUAAUGAGGAAUAAAUAAAAGCCAGAAAGAUCUGUUUGGGAGAGUAUACAUUUAGCAUCAACUAGAGGCGUAGGUUAGUAUGUUUUGUGCUACCAAAUAAUUUCGGACACAAAUUUAGGAUUAUUUCUCUUAUAUACAAAUAAUUAGCGGAAUUUCAAAGUCAUCAUAAAGAAAACGAGUUAGCAAAUUUGUUCUCAAAACCUUCACUAGGAUGUAUGAAAUUAUAUGUCUAGCCAAACAUUUCGUUGUUAAAAGUAUCAAACAUUGAUUAAUAAGAGUGUAGCGCAAAGUAAGAGGCUAUCGAACCAGAUAGUUUCAUUUCUCCUUUCCUGGUGCGUGCGCAGGAUUUGACAAUGCAGUACAAGGUUGCUGUGGGACCGGGCUUUUCGAGGCAGGCUACUUUUGCAGCUUCAGCACCUCGAUGCUAUGUGGAAACGCCAACAAGUAUGUGUUCUUCGACGCGAUCCAUCCCACGGAGAAGAUGUACAAGCUGCUUGCCGAUACCGUCAUCAACACCACGUUGCAUGUAUUCUUGUGAAAAUACUUGAUCUUGGUAAUGGAGACUAGGUCUGGACGGGUUAUAUGGCUGUGGUAGCCAGUGUGUACCAUGUAAUUGUAAACAGACAUAUAUAUCACACAUUUUCCCACAUACUACACUCUUGAGACUUGAUAGUGUGUCA